Vicia villosa (hairy vetch) is the source of this 6880-nucleotide messenger RNA. RefSeq lists its product as uncharacterized. Lineage: Eukaryota; Viridiplantae; Streptophyta; Magnoliopsida; Fabales; Fabaceae. Gene Ontology annotation, molecular function: ADP binding. Gene Ontology annotation, biological process: defense response; signal transduction. The transcript is spliced from 12 exons. The record is from RefSeq and is a predicted model, not a curated record. Bases 42 to 6728 code for a protein of 2228 amino acids.
UCUUGUAUAGUCGUUGACUUGAUUGAAAAUCCAUUGAAACAAUGUCUUUCUCCUACGAUGUGUUCAUAAAUUUCAGAGGAAAUGAUACUCGUGACACGUUCGUUUCUCAUCUAUUUGCUGCACUCUCAAACGCAGGAAUCAACACUUUUAUUGAUGACAAGAAUCUUAGAAAGGGAGAGGAGCUUGGACCAGAAUUGAAGAGGGCAAUAGAAGCCUCUCACAUAUCUGUUGUUGUUAUUUCAGUUUACUACACAGACUCUAGCUGGUGUCUUAAUGAACUGGUACAUAUCAUGGAAUGCCGCAAAAAUUAUGGCCGGUUCGUUAUACCGGUAUUUUACCGUGUUGAUCCAUCUUCUGUCCGUAGACAGAGUGGUAGUUUUGGAGACUCGUUGAAAUUCACUGCAAGAAAAAAAGAACAUCUGUUGGACAAGUGGAGGACCGCACUGACUGAAGUUGCUAAUCUAUCUGGUUGGGAUUCCAGCCGAUUCAGUGAAGGUGAACUAGUGAAGAAAACUGUUGAGGACAUUUUGACAAAAAUAGAUUUCUCAUUGUUGUCUAUUACUGAAUUUCCGAUUGGAUUGGAAUCCCGUGUGCAAAAUAUGACCAAGUUUAUUGAUGAUCAAUCAAGCAAAGCCUGUAUGAUAGGGAUAUGGGGAAUGGGUGGUUCGGGCAAAACAACUACGGCCAAAGCUAUCUACAACCGAAUCCAUCGUAAAUUUGAGGGUAGAACAUGUUUCAUUGAAAGUAUACGAGAGAGUUGUGAAAAUGAUACUAGAGGAAUUAUUCAUUUACAAGAACAGCUUCUUUCAGAUCUCCUCAAAAUAGAGGCCAAGAUACGUAACGUUGCGUCGGGGAUAGCUAAGAUACAGACAAGACUUCGAGGGAAAAAGGCUUUCGUCGUACUCGAUGAUGUGACCAAGUCGGAGCAAUUAAAAGCCCUCUGUGGAAAUCGUAAGUUCUUUGGUUCGGGAAGUGUUGUGAUUAUUACAACUAGAGAUGUACGCCUUCUGAAAUCACUUAGUGCUGGCCAUGUCUUCACAAUGACGGAACUGGAUGACAAUCAGUCCCUUGAACUUUUCAGCUGGCAUGCUUUUCGACAACCAACUCCUAGAAAAGAUUUUAGCGAACUCUCUAGAAAUGUAGUUGCUUAUUGUGGGGGAUUGCCUCUGGCUCUUGAAGUCCUUGGAUCUUACUUGUCUGAGAGGACGGAAGAAGAAUGGAAAAGUGCACUAUCAAAAUUAGAGAAAAUUCCCAACGAUCAAGUGCAACAGAAAUUGAGAAUCAGCUACGAUGGUUUAGAAGAUUAUAAGGAAAAGGAUAUAUUUCUUGACAUAUGCUGCUUCUUCAUUGGAAAGAGCAGAGUUGCUGUUACAGAUAUACUUAAUGGCUGUGGACUUCAUGCUGAUAUUGGAAUAGCUAUCCUCAUAGAACGCAGCCUCGUAAAAGUAGAAAAGAAUAACAAGCUUCAAAUGCAUGAUUUGCUACGAGACAUGGGAAGAGCAAUUGUUGGCGAAAGCUCAGAAAAAGAGCCGGCAAAGCAUAGUCGAUUGUGGUUUCGUGAGGAUGUGCUGGAUGUUUUGUCAAAUAAUACUGGAACACAAACUGUUGAAGGAUUGAUUUUGAGGGUGCAACAAACAGGAAGAAUUCACUUCAGCACUAAUGCUUUCCAAGAAAUGAAAAAGCUGAGGCUUUUAAAACUUGAUGGUGUUGACCUUAAAGGAGAUUAUGGAUUAAUUUCCAAACAACUGAGAUGGGUUGAUUGGAAACAAUCUUCCUUUAAAUUUAUACCGAAUGACUUUGAUCAGGGAAAUCUAGUCGUUUUUGAAUUAAAAUAUAGCAAUGUUAAACAAGUUUGGCAGGAGACCAAGUUGUUGGAGAAGCUAAAAGUUCUCAAUCUGAGUCAUUCCAAGUACUUGAAAAGCACGCCUAACUUUUCAAAAUUACCAAAUCUAGAAAAGCUCAUUAUGAAGGAUUGUCAAAGUUUAUCUGAGGUACACCAUUCCAUUGGGGAUCUCAAGAAGAUUCAUCUCAUAAAUUUGAAGAAUUGUACUAGUCUUGCCAAUCUCCCUAUAGAGAUCUAUCAAUUGAUAUCAGUAAAAACUCUCAUUCUUUCUGGUUGUUCAAAGAUUGACAAAUUGGAAGAAGAUAUAUUGCAAAUGGAAUCCUUGACAACUCUAAUUGCAGCAAAUACUGGUGUCAAACAAGUCCCUUUUUCAAUUGUAAGAUCAAAAAGUAUCGGAUUUAUAUCGCUAUGUGGAUAUGAAGGAUUAUCACGUGAUGUUUUUCCAUGUCUCAUUCAGUCUUGGAUUUUCCCAAGCAGAAAUUCCCUACCCCGUGUUUCUCCAUUUGGAAGCAAUUCAUUGUCUCUUGUUUCCUUGGAUGUGAAGAGUAAUAAUAUGGCCUAUCACUCACCAAUGCUUACCAUCCUUUCAAAACUUAGAUGUGUUUGGGUUCAAUGUCAUUCAAAGAAUCAACUAACUCAAGAGUUACAAAAGUUUGUCGAUGAUCUAUAUGAUGUGAAUUUUAUUAAGAUGGAAACAACAUCACAGGGAUCAAACACCUCAAGUCAUUCCUUGAGAUCACUUGUGAUUAGAAUGGGAAGUUCCGAAAUAGUCAAAGAUACUCUUGAGAAGAGCUUAUCACAGGGAUUGGCUGCCAAUUCUAAUGAUUCUUUUCUUCCGGGUGACAAUUAUCCUUCUUGGUUAGCCUAUAGAGGUGAAGGACCUUCAGUACAAUUUCAAGUUCCCCAGGAUGCUGAUUGUGGAAUGAAGGGAAUAACUUUAUGUGUUCUUUAUUCAUCAACACUGGAUAACCCGACAACUGAAUGUCUCACUAGUAUCUUGAUUAUUAAUUACACAAAAUUCACUAUCCAGAUAUACAAGCGAGACACGGUAAUGUCGUUUAAUGACGAAGAUUGGCAAGGUGCCAUAUCAAAUUUAGGAGUUGGUGACAAUGUGAAGAUUUUUGUAGCUAUUGAGCAUGGAUUGAUUGUUAAGGAGACGGCUGUCUAUCUAAUUUAUGGUCAGUCAACUGCUAUGAAAGUUGAGCCAACAAUUGAAGUGGAAGUGCAACCAUCGCUUGAUGUGAAAACGGAGCCAUUACCUAGAGGGAAAACGCAACCAUCACCUAAUAUGAUGGCGGAGCCAUCACCUAGAGUGGAAGUGGAACCAUCACCUAGAGUGGAAGUGCAACCAUCACCUGAUGUGAAAAUGGAGACAUUACCAAAGCCAAAUGAAAAUAUCUUUAUAAGACUCGCAAAGAGAAUAGGGAAAUGUCUAUUCUUGAACGUAUGGGAUUCUGUUAAAGUUAGUGUUGUUUCACUGUUUUCAAAAAUUCAGCCACAGACAAAAUUAUCGGAUCAAGUCGUGGACUUGGUCUUCUGUAAUCAUUCAUCUUCUCUCUUGUCUCAUAAUAACAAAUCCAUGUUUUCUUCAACAUCUAGACCUCAAUGGAUCUACGAGGUGUUCAUCAAUUUCCGGGGAAAAGACACUCGCAGCAAUUUCGUUUCUCAUCUUUAUGCAGCACUCUCAAAUGCUGGAGUCAACACUUUUCUCGACGAUGAGAAUCUUCAAAAGGGAAAGGAACUUGGACCAGAGUUACUGCGAGCAAUUCAAGGUUCUCAGAUAUUCAUCAUUGUUUUCUCGGAAAACUACAUUCACUCAAGUUGGUGUCUUGAUGAACUCUCACAAAUCAUGAAAUUUCACACACAUAAGGAUCGAGUCAUUAUGCCUGUAUUUCACGGUGGUAUUACCCCUUCGUAUAUACGUGACUAUGCUAGGGAUACUUUUGGAGAAGCUCUCCAUGGAAAUAGCAACACAAAUAACUUGGAAAGUCCACCAAAGAUAACACUUAACACUCCUUGGACUUUGUUUAAUUGGGGUAUGAGUAACAGCAGUGAUGUGGAUGAAAGUUCUCGAAAGAAAGCACUCAUUGAUGCUUCGAAUUUGGCUGGUUGGGAUAUGAAUAAUUAUAGCAAUGAAAGCAGUGUUGUGAAGGAAAUUGUUGGCCAAGUUUUGAUAAAACUAGACAAAAAAUGCUUACCUAUCCCAGAUUUUCCAGUUGGACUAGAAUCCCGUGCGGAUCAGUUGAUUCAAUUUUUAAGACAGAAUACAAGAGGAGUUUGUUUGGUGGGGAUUUGGGGAAUGGGGGGGAUUGGCAAAAGCACCAUUGCCAAAGUCAUCUACAAUAACCUUUGUUAUGAAUUUGAAGAUCGAUGCUUCCUUGCUAAUAUUAGAGAACGUUGGGAGAAAGAUAGGGGCCCAAACAAUUUACAAGAACAACUUCUUUCAGAUAUCUUAACAAGAAAGAUAGAGGUGCAUAGUGUUGAGUGGGGAAAAGCUAUGAUCAACGAACGACUCUGCACAAAACAGGCACUUGUUGUACUUGAUGAUGUGAGCAUGCGUGAGCAAUUAAAUGCACUAUGCGGAAAUCGAAAUGGAAUUGGUCCUGGAAGUAUAAUAAUCAUCACAACAAGAGAUGUGCGUUUACUUAAUAUCCUUGGAGUUGACUUUAUUUAUAAAGUAAAGAAAUUGAAUAACCACGAGUCCCUUGAGCUUUUCAGUUGGCAUGCGUUUAAGAAGGCAAGUCCAACUAAAGGAUUCCUUAGUCUCUCAGGAGGUGUAGUUUCCUACUGUGGUGGACUGCCACUAGCUCUUGAAGUCCUUGGGUCUUACUUGUUCAAUAGAAGAAAACAAGACUGGCAGAGUGUAUUAUCAAAGCUAGAAAAGAUACCCAAUGAUCAAAUUCAUGAGAAACUAAAAAUAAGCUUCGAUGGUUUAGAGGAUCGCAUGGAAAAGGAUAUAUUUCUCGAUGUGUGUUGUUUCUUUAUUGGUAAGGAUAAAGCUUAUGUUACAGAUAUACUAAAUGGUUGUGGACUUCAUGCUGAUAUUGGAAUAACCGUGCUGAUAGAAAGAUGCCUCAUAAAAGUUGAAAAGAAUAGUAAGCUUGGAAUGCAUUCCUUGCUACGAGACAUGGGAAGAGAAAUUGUCCGUGAAAGUUCACCCGAGGAGCCUGAGAAGCGUAGUCGAUUGUGGUGUCAUGAGGAUGUAGUUGAUGUAUUAACCAACCGUACCGGGACAAAAGCCAUUGAAGGAUUAGUUAUGAAAUUGCAAGGGACCAGUAAUGUUUGCUUUGAUACUAUUGCUUUUGAGAAAAUGAAGAGGAUGAGAUUGUUGCAACUUGAUAAUGUACAAUUCAUUGGAGAUUAUGAAUGUUUUCCAAAGAACCUGAAAUGGCUUUCUUGGCAAGGAUUUCCUUUAAAAUACGCACCAGAAAACUUUUAUCAAAAAAAUCUAGUUGUUAUGGAAUUAAAAUGCAGUAAUCUUAUACAAGUUUGGAAGAAGCCUCAGUUGUUGCUGAAGCUAAAAGUUAUCAAUCUCAGUCAUUCCAAGUACUUAAAAAGCACCCCUGACUUUUCAAAAUUACCAAACCUAGAAAAACUCGUUAUGAAGGAUUGUCGAAAUUUGUCCGAGGUGCACUCAUCCAUUGGAGAUCUCAAGAAUCUUCUUCUGAUAAAUUUGAAGGAUUGUACAAGCCUUAGCAAUCUUCCAAGAGAGAUAUAUCAAUUGACGUCAGUGAAAACUCUCAUCCUCUCUGGCUGUUCAAAGAUUAACAAGUUGGAAGAAGACAUGGGGCAGAUGCAAUCCUUGACAACACUGAUUGCAAAAGAUACAUCUGUAAAAGAAGUUCCCUAUUCAAUACUAAGAUUAAAAAGUAUUGGAUAUAUAUCCCUAUGUGGAUAUGAAGGAUUAUCGCGUGAUAUUUUUCCAUCUCUCAUUAUGUCUUGGAUGUCACCAACAAUGAAUUCCUUAUCACACAUUCCUCCUUUUGGUGGUAUGUCAAUGUCUCUUGUUUCCCUGAACAUAGAGACUAAUAAUUCGGGUUUGGUCUAUCAAUCAGAGAUACUUAGCAGCUGUUCAAAAUUAAGAAGUGUUUCGAUACAAUGUGACUCAGAAAUUCAACUGAAACGAGAAUUCGUAAGACUUCUUGAUGAUCUAUAUGGUGCAGGUCUUACUGAACUGGGAACAUCAGAUGCAUCACAAAUUUCAGGUCUUUCCUUGAGAUCACUUUUGAUUGGAAUUGGAAGUUGCGACAUUGUCAUUGAUACUCUUGAAAAGAGCUUUUCACAGAGAUUGGCAACCAAUGGCAUUUCUUUCUUUCUGGAAGACAAUUAUCCUUCUUGGUUAGCCUAUAGGGGUGAAGGACCUUCGGUAAAAUUUCAAGUUCCCGAGGAUACUGAUUUUGUAAUGAAGGGCAUAACUCUAUGUGUUCUUCAUUCAUCAACACGAGAAAAACUGACAUCUGAAUGUUUCACUAGUCUCUUGAUUAUUAAUUACACAAAAUUCACUAUCCAUAUUUACAAAGGAGACACAGUAAUGUCGUUUAAUGAUGAAGAUUGGCAAAGCAUGAAAUCAAAUUUAGGAGUUGGUGACAAUUUGGAGAUUUUUGUAGCUAUUGGGCAUGGAUUGGCCGUAAAGGAGACGGCUGUCUAUCUAAUAUAUGGUCAGUCAACUACUAUGGAAAUUGAGCCAACAAUUCAAGUGGAAACACAACCAUCACCUGAUGUGAAAACGGGACCAUCAGCUGAAGAGGAACUACAACCAUCACCUAAUGUGAAAACGGAAUCAUCACUUUUUGUCAAGAAUGAACCAUUAUCGAAGACAAAAAGAAUUUCCUUUAUAACAAUAGCAAUAAAAGUGAUAGAAUGUUUAUUCUCGAACCAUAAUUGAGAUGUUACCAAUUAUAUAUUGGACAUGCACUCUGUUCUAUAUGGAACUCUCUUGUAUGUUUUGUAAUAUAUUUCAGGGAGAGACUAGGGAGAAUGUACAAUGCUUGCUUGGCCAUUAAUGUGAUUGAUCGCGGGAUCCUGAUUUUCUUCUCA